This is a messenger RNA of Baudoinia panamericana UAMH 10762, 528 nucleotides long. RefSeq lists its product as uncharacterized. The record is from RefSeq and is a predicted model, not a curated record. The transcript has 2 exons. NCBI's taxonomy places the organism in Eukaryota, Fungi, Ascomycota, Dothideomycetes, Mycosphaerellales, Teratosphaeriaceae. Bases 1 to 528 code for a protein of 175 amino acids.
AUGCAUGUCUACAUCGUUCUCCAGCUUGCAGUCGGCAUCCACGUACUCGCUACUUACAAGGCACAAUAUCAGCACGUGCUAGUCGAGGAUUAUGAAUUUGGACAGAUCCCCGCUGGCGACGAAGUCUGUCUAGCGGUCCAGGAGACCGCUACACUCCAGGAGCCGUGGCUUACUCGUUGUCGACUACGGUACCUUGCAGAAAAUCAGGCGGCUCCAGUGCGUUUUGGCAACACCUGCAGCUUUCGGCCGGGUAGGACUGCACCAUGCCUCAGUGCCGAUGCCCACGUUGCCGACAAUGAUGUCCGUAGCAACACCGCCCGACUAGAUUUUAGCGAUGCCAGUCAUGCUACCUGCCCAGAUGGCACGCGCCCCACAGCCAAAUCACCGAUUGCUUUCUUCCUGGACGAGGAGUCAUGUCUGGCUGUCAGGUCGCAAGCAAAUGGGGAAUGCUUUCAAGUCGAAGGCACACAGAGCGCUCCGUAUUACUUUGUCCCGCAUGCACCUGCACCUGGUGCCGAGAGCUUGUAG